GCGGCACUGCCGGGCCGCCGCCGCCACGCGCCGCUGACGCCGCCGAGCGCGCGGGCGGACAGGCGCGCGCCUUUCCCGGGAGCGCCGCCAUGUUCCGGCGGGCCCGACUCACGGUGCGGCCCAACGUGCGCGCCCCGGGCAGGGCCGCCGCCCCCGCCCCCGGUACCGGCGGGGCAGACGCGGAGCCCCCGGAGCCUCCGGGCUCGGGCUCCCCGGUGGCAGACAGAGCAGGGGCCGCGGCGGGAGCGUCAGAGGCACGGCGGGCCGAGAGCGAUGACAAGGCUGAUGGUUCCAAUGAUGCUGGGGAAGCUAGUAAACCUGCAGAGAUGCCUACGCAGAGAAGAAAACGGAUCUCCACCAUGCCAAAUCUUGUCAAACCCAGAGCUGGACCUUCAUCUGCUCAGCGUUCUGCACCAAGACUGCAGAGGCGAACAUCACAGGCUCCCGAUGGCGGUGUUUCAUUUCAGAAGGAUUCCCCCACACCAGAAAAGAGUAGUGCUGAGAGCUCUUUAAAGUCUCCCAUGCUUCCUGAGAAGAAAACACCUGUGCCACAAGUGCCACAGUUUUCACCGCUAAAGAAAUCGGUGAAUAAAGAGCAAACUGUAGGUGUGGCUGCUCAGAAAAAUGAUGACAGUUUGCAGAAGAAUGUACCCUCUCCCCUCAAGGAGAGACCAACACAGGAGAGAUCAGAAACACAGGAGGAAAAGCUUCCUAUGAAACCUUCUCCUGAAAAAGAAAAACGAACGUGUUCUGACCGUGAAAGGAUCCUCAAAGCUCGGAAGUUAAGAGAAAUGCUUAAAGAAGAGCUGAAGAAAGAGCGAAUGAAGUUGAAACACAGGCCCCCAAUAAUCGAAGGGCGUUCUCCACCAGAUCGUUCUAAGAUGACCAUGAGAGACCUGAUAUACUAUCUGCCAGAAAACAAUCCUAUGAAGUCUUCACUGGCAGAAGAAAAGAGAACAGAAAAAAAUUCUGCGCUGAGUCAUCUGAGAGGGCAGGAGGAGAAAAGUACUCUUGGUCAUGAAGAAGAGGAGGAGGAAGAAGAAGAGAAUGGGGAGGAGAGUCAGGAUGGCCCACUUCUAGUUCCUCGUGUGAAAGUGGCAGAAGAUGGUUCGAUUAUUCUGGAUGAAGAAAGCUUAACUGUAGAAGUUCUAAGAACGAAAGGUCCAUGUGUUGUAGAAGAAAAUGAUCCCAUCUUUGAGCGUGGCUCUACAACUACAUAUUCCAGCUUCAGGAAAAGUUUUUACACAAAACCGUGGUCAAAUAAAGAAACAGAUAUGUUCUUUUUAGCUAUCAGCAUGGUAGGAACAGACUUCUCCUUGAUUGGGCGGCUGUUUCCUCAUAGAGCCAGAGCAGAAAUCAAGAACAAGUUCAAACGUGAGGAAAAAGCUAAUGGAUGGAGAAUAGACAAAGCUUUCAAAGAAAAACGACCCUUUGAUUUUGAAUUCUUUGCCCAGCUGCUUGAGAAGGUCUUAGCAGAUGAGGAAAAGAGGAAACAAAAGACUGUUAAAAGCCAGAAGCCAAAGGAAAGGAAGUCACCAAGGCCUCGGAAGAAGUCAAAAGUAGCAAAAGCUGCCAGCACAGGAGCUGCUAAUGAUCAAGAUGAACUUCAGGAAGCCAGAAUUUCUGAUGAAGAAACAGAAGCAGACGGUGUGACGGCUGAGAAAGAAAAUGAGGAAUCUCUGGGCAUUUCUGAACAGGCAGAAGAACAGGUUGCGUUAGAAGCAUUAGCAAAAAAGAAGAGAAAGAGGAAGAGAAAAGAUGAUCUUGAAGAGGAGGUGGAGAAUAUUCCAGAAGAAAUGUCUGUCCCUUCAAAAAUUGCUGAAGAAGGGAAAUCCUCUAACAAAAGGAAAAAAGUGGUACAUGAUACAAGCAAUGAUAGUCAUACGACUUGUAGAGAAGAACUGGAUUGUGCUAUUGAAGGAAAACAAGAUGAAACUGCUGUCACAGAGGAAGAGAGAUCAGAGUCCUGUUUACCAGUGACCGACCAAAUGGAGAGAGAAGGUGGUGUUGAUUUAUGCAGCUUUGAAGAUGUCAACAAUGUUAUAUUAGAAACAGAAUCAGCUAAACCGAGGACUGGGGAUAUUAGAGAUGAUACAUCACAGGAAAGCCAGAUUUCAGAGUUACCAGUUACAAAGAUUAGAAGCCAAGAAAGGCAAUCUGAAGAAACUAGAGAAACAAAGAACAAAGACAUACAUCACUCACAUAGACCAGAUGAAAAACAAAGUGCAUCAGAACGUGGUUCUCAGUCUGAAAUCAUGAAAACUGAAAAAUCAGCAGACAGAAGGCGCUUGCAAAGACCUAAACCCAAUUUGAUGAGAUCAUCUGGAAGGAGGGAGACAGCAGCACAAGACAAAAUGGAGUCUGAAGCUUCCUCUCCAAACCCUGAGAAUACAGAUGAAAAGUGCUCUGAGGAGGACAGUAGAAGAAGAAACAGAAAUGAAGCCACAGAAGUGGAGAACAGAGAUUUGGAUAAUGAAUCUGAAGAACCUGAAAAAACUGCAGUUGUAAAGGCAGUACUUAGAGGAUGUCGACAGAGAUUUAAACCUAAUAUUACAAGAGCAUCUGGAAGGAAAGAAGAGCCUGAAAAAGAUGCAGGAAAUGAUAAAAUGUCCCAUCUACAGCUUAAGGGGGAAACUGAAAAGAAUACUGACCAGAGUAAUAGGUCUGAUGUUACCAGUGAAGAAGCUGCAGAAAAAGAUGACCAAGUCCUGGCGACAGUGUCUCAGUCUAAUGAAACAGUGGGUUUACAAGAAGACAGCAAACGGAGUUUGCUGAAUCCCGCCCCUCUAAGGAGAGGCAGAGUACAGAGACCAAAACCAAAUCUAGGAAGAACUGUUGCAAGGCAAAAAGAACUGAUAGAUGAAAAAGAUCCUGAAGAGAAGACAAUUAAAGGUGGAGAAGUAGAAAAAGAUAUAAUGCACCACAGAGAUGAAAACAAUGAUCCCUGCCUCAAAAGUAAUUUGACAGUUCUUGAAGACACUCAGCCAUGCACUGUGAUGUUAGAAGGGGAUGUUUCUACAGAUUCUGAGAUGAACUCAAAAUCUACAAGACAGUGUUUCCAAGAAAAGUCCUCAGAAGCAGAAAGCUGUGAAAGUGAAAAGGGAUUGUCAGAUGCCUUGAAACAGGUUUCAGAUUUCAAUACAGGGGAAUCUCAUCCUCAGAAGGAAGAGGAGAAAACUGUUUUAUCAUCAGCUCGGCUACUUAGGAGUCGAUUCCAGAGACCAAAGCCAAAUUUAAGAAUGACAACUAAUAGAAAAGAAGUGCUGGAUAUAAAUAAUAAAGGUGUAUUACAAAAAGAUAUCAACAAGGAAGAAAGUUUGACAAAUUGUGACAGUGAAUGUAGUAUCCUUCCUGACACAGAUAAAACAGGAAAAUAUGAAGUCCUAAAACCACUAGAACCCUUGGGAAAGGAGAUGUCACUUCAUGUUCAGGAGAUUUCUGAGAGGCCAAGUUGUAAAUCCCCAAAAACAUCUUCAAGAUCAGAGGAUGGUGAACUUGAGUUGUGUCUACCUGAUAUUAACCAAGAUGAUAUUUUAACUACUAACGCAGGCAAAAAUAGCACUGAAGAAGAAAGUAAACAAAAACCUCCUCCACACAUCCAGUUAGUGCCGAGCAGUUUCCAGAGGUACAAGCCAAACGUGGUAAGAGCUGUUGGAAAGGAGUUAAAAGUAUCAGAAAAUGAAAAGAAUAAAAAGCUUGAAGAAAAGCACUUAGUAUUGCAAAAAGAUGAGCUUGCCAGUACUGCCACUGAUGAAAAUGAAGCUGUAUUGUGUCAAGCAGAUGUAUUGAGCAGAAAGGAACAGGAACAGCAAGAGGUGCCUCAGGUGCCCUCUAUUUCUGGAAACAUUUUAUGUGAACAAAGCAGUGCUGAAAAAUCUACCUCCCAAGAAGGCAAGCUGGGUUCUCAGAAACCAGGACAACUCACAAGGCUUGAAGCUCUAAGAACUGGACCAAACCUGGAAGAAACAUAUAGCAAAAAAGAACCUCCAGUAGCACAAAAACUUGCUUCUCCAGAUGAGGAAGAAAUGAAUAAAGGAGAAAAACUGUCUGUGGCAGAAGAAUCAGAAAAACCUCUCUCAACAGAUGACAUGGAAGUAUUGUUUGUGGGAGAUUUGGCCAAGAAUGACAAUCUAGACAUAAAUUCAAGAUGUAUGAAGUCAGAAAUGCUCUGUUCUUCUAAAAAGCCACCAAACGACCACAACAACGGAGGGCAAGAAGAGUGUCCAUCUACAGAUGCUAUGGGAAGCAUUCUGAGUGCCACAGAAAGGUCCAAUGAUGAAUUAAGUUCUGGAGAAGAAAGUGAACAGAGAGCAAGGGAACUCCACGGGAUCCCAAGGUCAAACAGAAUGAGACUUACUAGAAAAAGGGAUUAUCCCAAAGAAAGUGAAAACAAAGAAGAGGGCAACACUGAGAACAGAAAUGAAGAAGAAUGUUUGCUGUUAUUAAAAACAGAUGUAUCAAUGGUAAGUCUUCAUCACAUGUUUUGAGCCAAUUAUACAUCAAUUCUUUUGCUUAAGUUCUCAGAACCAUAGA
Pipra filicauda (Wire-tailed manakin) is the source of this 4533-nucleotide messenger RNA. RefSeq names its product B double prime 1, subunit of RNA polymerase III transcription initiation factor IIIB (gene BDP1). The transcript is spliced from 26 exons. Bases 90 to 4487 code for a protein of 1465 amino acids. Gene Ontology annotation, biological process: RNA polymerase III preinitiation complex assembly. Lineage: Eukaryota; Metazoa; Chordata; Aves; Passeriformes; Pipridae. The record is from RefSeq and is a predicted model, not a curated record. Gene Ontology annotation, cellular component: transcription factor TFIIIB complex. Gene Ontology annotation, molecular function: TFIIIC-class transcription factor complex binding.